AUGAUUUUCUGCAGGGGAGAUUCAAAAUCUCUUAAGGCUAUCUCUGAUCUCUUGAAGGACUAUGGAAAUUUCUCGGGCCAAUUUUGCAACUACUCCAAAUCUCUGAUCUAUGCUGGGGGAAUGACUCUUGCUAGGCAUUGCUAUUUGGCAGACAUCAUUGGAUUCACCAAGGCUUCUCCUCCCUUCAUUUAUCUUGGUUUCCCAAUAUUUAUUGGUAAACCUAAAGCCUACCACUUUCUCUCUAUUGUAGAUAACAUUAGGCUAAAGCUAGCAGCUUGGAAAGCAAAGACUCUCUCAAUGGCAGGAAGAGCUCAGCUGGUAAAAUUUGUCAUCCUCAGCAUGAUGGUUCAUUGCAUCUCAGACUAUAAUUGGUCUGGUAGUAUUAUCAAGAAGGUAAAGAGUUGGAUGAGGAAUUUCAUAUGGAGUGGGAGUAUAGAUAAGAAGAAACUUGUCACUAUGGCUUAG
Molecule: messenger RNA, 465 nt
Organism: Vicia villosa (hairy vetch)
Lineage: Eukaryota; Viridiplantae; Streptophyta; Magnoliopsida; Fabales; Fabaceae
Exons: 1
Coding region: 1-465 (154 amino acids)
Source: RefSeq, a predicted model, not a curated record